This is a messenger RNA of Gossypium arboreum, 1583 nucleotides long. RefSeq names its product transcription termination factor MTERF6, chloroplastic/mitochondrial-like. Gene Ontology annotation, cellular component: chloroplast. Gene Ontology annotation, biological process: chloroplast organization; regulation of DNA-templated transcription. The transcript has a single exon. Lineage: Eukaryota; Viridiplantae; Streptophyta; Magnoliopsida; Malvales; Malvaceae. Gene Ontology annotation, molecular function: double-stranded DNA binding. Bases 373 to 1002 code for a protein of 209 amino acids. The record is from RefSeq and is a predicted model, not a curated record.
ACUGGAGCAUAAAACAAGUUGGGCUUAAAGCCUUUGACACUGAGCAAGAAAAUAUCCAUUUGUGGUUUUUAGAGGUUUCACCGGCGCCGGCAGUGAGCUUCAGUUCACUCAUUUCCCGCCGGGAAGAAUUCAGAUUUCAUAUUUAGGGCACGUCAAGAGGUUAGUGAGUGAGAUUCAUGAGCUCCAAUUCCGAUGUUUUAUUUCAUCAUUAGAACUAGUUUUGUUCAUGGGAGGCAAACCAUUUCAGCCUCUCAAAGUUCCAAUCUUUUAAUUUUUAAACAAUCAGGUGGUCUUAGAUUUUUCUCCAAUAGCUCAAAUGGACACUCAUUUGCAGCUUCAUAACUUAUAGACAAAUGUGGGUUCUCCCCAGAAAUGGCUUCUCGGGUUUCAAAUUAUGUUCAUUUUGAAACUCCUGAAAAGCCUGAUUCUCUGAUUACUUUCCUGGAAAACCAUGGGUUCUCCAAUACCCAAAUCGUAAAUCUCAUUAGAAGACAGCCAAAGUUGCUUGUUCUUGAUGCUGAGAAAACCCUUUCGCCCAAAUUAGAGUUUCUUUACUCUAUAGGUUUUUCAAGGCCUGAGCUUGCUAAAAUCUUGAGUAGCUAUCCUCAUCUGUUGAAAUAUAGUUUAGAGAAACAAAUUAUCCCUUCAUUUAAUUUACUCAGGAACUUGUUUCAAUCUCAUGAUAAGAUUAUCAAGGCUAUAAAACGACAUACUGGUAUUCUUGUCUAUGAUUCCGAGUCGUAUUUGUGUCCGAAUAUGAAUGUUUUGAGAGGAAUUGGAGUCCCCGAAUCAAAUAUCCUUAUGCUGCUUAACUGUCAGCCUAGAGCGCUUUUGUUUAAUCCGGUUCGGCUUAAGGAGAUUGUGGAGGAAAUCAAAAGAAUGGGGAUUGAUUCUUCGACGAAGAAGCUUCUCAUUGCGGUUCGUGCUUUGAGAUCAAUGACCAAAUCCACAUUAGAGAAGAAGAUUGAUGUUUAUAGGCGAUGGGGUUGGUCUGACCAAUAGAUUAACGAAGCUUUCAGGAGGUAUCCGUUGUGUAUGACGGUUUUGGAGGAUAAGAUCGUGGCUACAAUGGAUUUUCUGGUGAACAAAAUGGGCUACAGUUCGACUCUCAUUGCCAAACAACCGAGUUUCUUAACACGGAGUUUAGAGAAGAGGAUUAUGCCGAGGGCAUUGUUCGCUCGAGAAUUGAUAUCGCAAGGUUUGGUUAAUGAAAUUAAAUUGUCUGUAUUGUUUGACAAUUCGGAAAAGGUGUUCAUUAGGAUGUGUAUUGACCGCUUCGCAAACAAAGCACCCGAGCUCUUGAAGCUUUACAAAGAAAAACUUCAGAUUUCAGAAAAAAAAAUUAGAAAGUGAGUUAGCAUAGGCUGCAGCAUUAGUAUUUUGUAGGAUGUGGUAAGUUGCCCAUGAUGACCAAAGCAAUUGCUUUUGGCGCGUUAAGAUUUGGAUUUUUUUUGGUGUCAUGUUGCCUUGUUUCAGUUCAUUACUUUGGUCUGAAACUUCUUGUUAUGUUUUUAUAGCUGUAUUCCUUUCCUCCAUUGGUGAAGCUUAAGCUCAACAAUUUGCUUGACUUGCUGUUUAUUUAA